CACUUGAGGUUCACGAUCCGCGGCGGCAAAGCAAACAAUGGCCUAUAAAAACGGGGUACUUCUUGACACGCUCUUGCCACUCGAGAUCCCAAAAAAUUGGCCUCAGGGUUUAAUAAAUAAUGUAUUGCGAAUGAAGAAAGGCUUUCUAAAAAGCAAUCCAUAUUGGUUGAAAAAAAAAAAAAAAUAGCAUUCCGGGCAACAUGGCAUCCAUGACCGAUGAAAGAAAGCGUCCCAAUCCAAUCCAAUUCAAUAGAAAUUCGUCAACUCAUCGUGGGCUAUAAAAGUGGCAAAGGUUUGGACAACGGCAUACACAGUUUGAUAGCAUAUCGUCCAGAAAUGAUCUACACAAUUCUUGUGCUCUGUCUGUUGGGCAGUUGCUGGCCAGGAUCAGCAAUGGCCGAAGUUAUUGAGAAGGAACCGGUGGCCAAGAAGGAUUCCAAUGCCCGUUUGGCUGGCAUAUAUGUGAAGGAUGGCAACGAGAAUGGUCAACUAAGAUUCCUGGCCUCGGGAUUAACAAGUAGCAGUAGCAGCAGCAGUAGUAGUUCCAGUUCAGGCCUAAAUUCAGCCCUCAAUCAAUAUAUAACUAAUAAGCAGGAUAUGCUAGAGCAACUGCGCCCAACUUCGGGCUCUAGUUCAACGGGAACAUCGACGGGAACUGGAAGUGUCACCGGAACAUCGACAACGGGAACGUCGGGAACUGGUAGUGGUGUUGUGACGACAACUUCAAAUGGUGCCAUCUAUGUAAAUCUUGGUAACUCGGGAUCAUCAUCAUCGUCCUCGUCAUCUUCAUCAGCAACCAAUGCCGCCAUCAAUCAGGUGAUCUAUGGAUCAUCACCAGUUGCCGGUCUCUUGCCACAGAUCGUUGGACAGGCGGUGUCUAGUCGAGUGCGUCCUGGCCAAAAUAAUAGGAGGCGUGUCCCGGCCCGUAGGCGACGGGUUAACAAGAGGCGUGGUAGCAUUAACAACAACAACCAGCGACGUCGCCGACGAGGCAAUAAACGCGGCAAGAAGAAGGCUCAGGUGAUGGUUGUCCGUCCAAAUCGCGGUUAAAAAUAAGGGAUUCCGCUAAUUCCGCC
Molecule: messenger RNA, 1076 nt
Organism: Drosophila eugracilis
Lineage: Eukaryota; Metazoa; Arthropoda; Insecta; Diptera; Drosophilidae
Product: vitellogenin-2
Exons: 1
Coding region: 217-1050 (277 amino acids)
Source: RefSeq, a predicted model, not a curated record